Messenger RNA from Aspergillus bombycis, 1461 nucleotides. RefSeq names its product DUF2434 domain-containing protein. NCBI's taxonomy places the organism in Eukaryota, Fungi, Ascomycota, Eurotiomycetes, Eurotiales, Aspergillaceae. The transcript is spliced from 3 exons. The record is from RefSeq and is a predicted model, not a curated record. Bases 1 to 1461 code for a protein of 486 amino acids.
AUGACGCUGUUGUACAUAAGGGGAAUAACCCCCUACCAACCAGGUGACAACGGUACCGAUGUGAUAAUCAACGAAGUGCACUUCAACCGAACCGCGCUAGUCACCUACAACUACAGGCUCUACACCAACGGGACACUGUCCAAUGGCACGAACUGCUUCCUAGCCUUCCAGCGAUUCAGGCCUCAUAUGUUCGCUGAGAAUGGCACGUUCAUCAAUGGAACAUCGUGCUACGCGCCUAUCAACGAUAUCGGCCAACAUGCGUCUCUCGGCCUAGCAUAUGCCCUGAUGUUCGUCAUCACUAUCUUCCUCAGUCUCCUCAACCUCCGCAAGCACGGCCGGAGUUACCUACCGCACGACCGUCGCUGGAACAUCGUAAGCCGACGACUUAAAUGGUGCUGGCUCAUAUUCGUCGCUGUCUGUGGCGCCAUCAGUUGCUUCAUGAGCAUCGACGUCGAUAGAAACUACCUCCAAAGCACACCCUUGAUCCUCCAAAGCGUAUUCUACACUCUCCUAACCCCGGGUCUAAUGGCCGCAGUCUGGGAAGCCGUCCGGCACUGGGCAAGCUGGCAAGCCCGCCAAAUCCACGACCGCGACCCUUAUGCCUUCACCAAAACCAGCACACGCAGCCGGGAGGAAACCCUCCUUGCUAUCCUCUUCUACAUCCUCGCCCUCCUAAACUUCAUCCUCACUGUCCCCCGCAGCUGGUCCGCCAUCGAGCUCCAACGCAGUGAAGAGCAACAGACCCUCAACGCCCGCCCAGUGGCAACAGACACCCGCUGGCGCGCAGCAGGCUUCAUAGCCCUUGUUGGUAUGCUGGUAAUAACCUACAGCCUCGAACACAGCAUCUACCGAUACAAGCCCCGCCCAUCAAGCACGGUCGGUCAAAUCCUCUUCUACCUAAGCGCCGCACCCUCUCAAUUCCUCCUCGCCAUCGCCAUCCUAGGAAUCAAAAUCGGUUACGCCAUCGCCUCAGCCUUCGAUUGGACCGUCUCGCCGCUGAAAUACGAUGUCCAGUCCGCCUGGAUCUAUGGCCUAGGCUAUACCCCCGCCCUACUCAUCAUUCUUCUCUUCAAUAUCUGCGGCUGCUGCGAACUAAACGAAGACAAAGCACUUAUCGCACAACGCGGUGAGCUAGAAUCUGCAAUAGCCAGCGACGUAGGUAUCGGACAGAAAAACCCACCGUGGUGGAAGAAGCAGCGGCUGCGUUCGUUCGCGAGGGAGAUUACAGGCCGGGGAUCCCCGAUCGACAGAGAUAGGGAGGAUAUGGUCCGGUACGUUGAGAUGGGGAUCAUCAAACCGCAGGAGCAGAGCGGGGAUAACGUCGUGGGUGUCUCAGAGGUGAACAAGGAGGAACCCCGCGUUGCGACGCGGCAGGCGACGAGUACUAGUUUUGAGGAUGAUGGGUCGGAGUCGCCGCUGGAUCAUAUUGAGUAUGCUGUGCAACCAGAGCGGGGGGUUUAA